AUGAGGCUGAUUGCUUACUGGAAUAUUGUUGUGAUGAGGUUGGUUGACAAUAUGGCUCUGCAUCUCCAGCUCAGCAUCCGAAACUUUGUGAACAAGGAGAUGGAAAAGGAGAUUGUUACUAAUGCGUUGUUGGGCACUGGUGGUGGUGUUGCAGUAGAAAGAAUGUUAGAGGAACCUCCAUCUGUUGCUAGCAAGCGUGAGAGGCUGAACACAAGUAUCAAGUUGUUGAGGGAGUCUAAAGAGGCCUUUAAAGACACAGAAGAUGACCUUGGAAACAAUGGCUUUCGGUUCAACAAAGAUCUGCCCAAAGUUGGUGCUGAAGCUUUAACCAUGAAUCUCCGAGUUCUUCUUCCUAAAGUUAUACCACUGUCAGAGUUGCUCCGCUAUCGAAUAAGCUAUUAUCGAAAUAAAAUAAUGAAGCGGCCAGCUCCUACGGAUGCAGGACUUGGUUUGGAUAUCAAGUCUGGAAUCGACCACUUCUGUGUACACCCUAGUGGGCGGGCAGUUAUUGAUGAUGCUGGUCAGAGUUUAGCAUUCAAUGAUUAUGAUCUUGAGCCAGCUAGAAUGACACUCUAUCGGUUUGGAAAUACAUCAUCUGGCGGCCUGUGGUAUGUUUUAGGUUACAUGGAAGCUAAGAAAAGGCUCAAGAAGGGUGAUAAAAUACUAAUGAUCAGCCUUGGGGCAGGUUUUAAGUGCAACAAUUGUGUGUGGAAAGUUAUGAAGGACUUGGAGGACACAAAUGUCUGGAAAACCUGCAUAGAUCAAUACCCUCCAAAAACCUUAGCCAACUCUUUCUCUAAGAUCUUAGCUUCGAUCAGUGAUGAAAGCAUGAAUUUCACCAGCCUUGAAGAUUACCAACCAUAA
Messenger RNA from Populus euphratica (Euphrates poplar), 864 nucleotides. RefSeq names its product 3-ketoacyl-CoA synthase 21-like. Gene Ontology annotation, molecular function: acyltransferase activity, transferring groups other than amino-acyl groups; GTPase activity; GTP binding. Bases 1 to 864 code for a protein of 287 amino acids. Lineage: Eukaryota; Viridiplantae; Streptophyta; Magnoliopsida; Malpighiales; Salicaceae. Gene Ontology annotation, biological process: fatty acid biosynthetic process. The transcript is spliced from 2 exons. Gene Ontology annotation, cellular component: membrane. The record is from RefSeq and is a predicted model, not a curated record.